AUGUGGGACAAGAGUGUGGUGUAUCAUCAAGCCGUUCCAUGGGUGGCACACGAGGCAAGCACAAACAAGCAGCAAUCUUCUAACCAAGGUUUCCAGUUUGUACAACUUGUUUUCAAAGCCAACCAAGAGUUGCGUUUGACAGUUGUAUACUACCAUCCUGCUCUAGGAAACAAGCGGGCAUGCAUGCACCCAUCUCAAGAUUCUGGCAUUCUUUUUUGUUCUGUUCUCAAAAGCCCUGGCAACCUGGUCACUCGGGAGUUUUUUUCCCCUACCACACCCACACGGCCCGGAGUGGGCCACGGAGGUUUGACUUUCGCUUCUGUUAACGUCCAGGACAACUUGUAG
This is a messenger RNA of Fusarium graminearum PH-1, 345 nucleotides long. RefSeq lists its product as uncharacterized. The record is from RefSeq and is a predicted model, not a curated record. Bases 1 to 345 code for a protein of 114 amino acids. The transcript has 4 exons. Lineage: Eukaryota; Fungi; Ascomycota; Sordariomycetes; Hypocreales; Nectriaceae.